This is a messenger RNA of Cherax quadricarinatus, 2252 nucleotides long. The record is from RefSeq and is a predicted model, not a curated record. NCBI's taxonomy places the organism in Eukaryota, Metazoa, Arthropoda, Malacostraca, Decapoda, Parastacidae.
UGUGGCAGCGAGCGGACCUGAACUUGUUUCUUGCGGCAGCGUAAACACGACGCGACUCUCUCUCGCUCCCGCACUUUCAACACUCUUCCUCUUUAACAACCAAAAAAGCACCAUUUCCCGAGCAGCGAGACUCUAAUACCUUAUAAUUAACGAGGCACGUGGUUUAGAGUCAUCCGGUAAACAAACUUCAGCAAAGCCAUCAUGCCUAUGGAAUCUUCAUUGGUACUUCAGCGAGGCCGGUAGAAGCUUUGGAACGAUAAUUUCAACCAACUUCAAGCAAGCUUGAUCUUACGACACAGUAACGUUAACAUUUCGUUACUUCGAGCAGCCAAUUAGGUGGCAGAACUGCCCUUACGUCAUCUUUACAAAGCGAAGCCUCAAAAUACACGCUAACUAAUCGUCAAAUAAAAAGUGCUAUUAGAUAAAUGUUCAUUGCGUGUGUGCUAUGAAUUCAUUUGUAUAUAAUUAUAUUAUCUGCAUAACACCUGUGAGAUGAACACAGUGCUGAUUACAGUGAUGUGUGAGCCGGACAUUUUACAAAACUCCAAAUUUACUGUAACUGGAAAUACAAUUGGCAACACUAUUGUAUAUUGUAUAAUGUGUAUUCGAAGUUGUGUAGAAAUGCUCGCUUCUCUGAAAGGCAUAUGAAAAAAGAUUAAUUAUCUUUAGGGUAUAUAAAAAUAUAUAUAAUAUGGAGGAUAUAUGAGCUCAGAUCUAUUGUGUAGACGAUAUAUGUGAAAAUUCAGUGUAUUAGAGGAUAUAGAGAAAAAUCCGGUGCACUGGAGAUGAGAAAAUAUAUCUAAUACACUUAAUAAUAUAUGAAAAACAAUUCGCUAGAAUAUAUAUAUUAAAAUAUGUUCACAAGUCUGAGGGAUAUAUGAAGUCUCCAAGCCAUCAGAACUCGCAAACAAAAGUAAAUAUUUGUCUCCUACAACGGUGAAAAGUUGUAAGGGAGGAGGUGCCAUGAGUCCUGGAAUGGCCUUCCUCCUGCUCCUCCUACUCUUCCUCCUGCUUCUCCAUGGUCGUCAAGGAAGAGGGGUGACUGCUACCCCUAACCCAGGGUGGAAGGAGCAGACUGACUGGAGUGAGAGUGAGAGAGCUGGACCCCCCAGGAGGGGCCCUCACCUCCUGCCAGGCCUGCCAACCAAUGUGUCCGUCACCGCGGGACGGUUGGCCACCCUGCCAUGCAGGGUUGCCAACUUAAAGGGAAGAUCAGUGCGGGCGUGGAAGACGGGUGCGGUGUGGGCGUGGGACCUAGUGAUCGAGGAGACCACAGUAGAGGAUGCGGGCGUGUAUGAGUGCCAAGUCAACACUAGACCCAAGAUCUCCCAUCCUGUUACUCUCAACGUUCACUUGGGAGGAGCGGUGAUACCAGGGCCAGCAGAGGUGUACGUGGAGGCUGGCUCUCGUCUCCUACUCACUUGCUGGGUGCAGGCACCUCCAAAACCCCCUGGACCUAUCACCUGGCUCCACAACUACGCACCCGUUCACGCCGAGGGUCCCAGGGGCGGGGUGAGUAUCCACGUGGCACAGGAAGGUGCCAGGGCCAGUGCCAGACUGUUACUCACCAGUGUGACGCCUCUAGACGCUGGUAACUACAGCUGUCAGCCAGAGGGCCUCGAUGCAGCUCACGUCUCUGUCUUCGUUCUGCAUGACGAGGAGCCGAGAGCCAUGCAUGACGACCGUGGUUCUUCACCCAGUCGUCACGACCUCUCCGUCCUGAUGCUGGGUCUCCUGCUCACACAUAGGCUGAGAUGAUGAUGCUGAGAUGAUGAUGAUGAUGAUGAUGAUGAUGAUGAUGAUGAUGAUGAUGAUGAUGAUGGUGGUGGUGUUGGUACCACCACAAUCACCACCACUACUACAGCAGCCGCUACCACCACCACUGCUACCACUACUACAACCAUUACCACAAUUAUUGAAACAACAAUAGCUAACCGCUACUUAUGCAACCACUAGUACUACCACUGUAAAAGCUACAACACCCACUACUACUGAAGCGACAACCACUAUUAUUACUGCUACAUCCACCACCACUAAAACAACAACCACUACCAAUAACUACAACCACCACUAAAGCAACAAGUACUAAAAACGACAACCCCAUCACUACUGCAACUACCCCCUACUGUAACCACCACCACCACUAAAGCAAUAACAACCACCACUACUGAAAUGACUACACACAUCAUCACUACUUCCACCACUAUUACCUCUGAAACUACCACUACCGAAACACCAACAACUAUUACUAA